UAGAAUGUUUUGGGAAUCUAAUUUUUCUACAGGAUCCCUUGAAGGGAGACCUGCUAUUGCAGUGGCAUAGCCAACCUGGCGUGGUUCUAUUGUGUAAUUUUGCUCUUCCAUCAUAUUCGACUAUCUACCACUGAUAACAUAACAUAGCUGGAAAAUCGUACUCCUCUAUUCAGGUUUAAAAACUCACAUUUGAAGCACUCUCUAAGACUUCUGAGUUUGCAAGGAAAUGAGUUCCAUUCUGCAAGAAGUUCAGCAUUGAACCUCAGGCUCCAAAUUGGUAUUUUGUACAGAAGGUUGACUACUUGAAGGAUAAAGUGGAUGCAACAUUUAUGGGAGAACGUGGAGCCAUUAAGGUUUGAAUUUAUUCCUAUCAUGUCAUUUUCUGAUCCAAAGGAAAAGCCAUAAAUUCAAGGCUUCAGUUAUGCAUGAAAUAUGAUUAAUUGAGAAACAUAGUGUUAGAUGUUAAGAUGUGUGUUUAUGUUAAUUGGGCUCAGCCCAUUCUGUAUUAAGGGCCUUGGCCUAUAUCUUACAUUAUAAAUAAACUACCCUAUGUGUAUGCAAAAUACACAAGGGAGAUUUCUCCCAAUCUUCUCUAUUUCUCACAUGGUAUCUAGAGUAUAAGAUUAGUUCCUGCCAACUCCACGGUCUUUGGCACACACUGCCGCUGCCACUGCCGCUGCCGCUACCGUCGUCGGAGUUUCAGAAUCAACUGACGACCACACCAUCAGAAUCGUCUCGGUCGGGCGACCACUGUGGUGCAAGAUCGCGGCGAAUGGACCACCCACGCGUCGCUGCAAUAGUCGCCGGCAGCGCCGCUUCCUGCCGCUCGUGCCGGUGCGUCGUCGGAAAGUUUCGCCGCCGAUUAGAACCGCCGUGAUCGCCUCCUCGCCCUCUUUCUGAAUUUGUGGUCGUGUCAAUCGGAGCACUUUGGAUUUUUAGGGUUUCUCCUUCUCCAUGGCUUCUUCCUCGUCUACAAACACCUCUCUUGGUGGCUCAUUUUCUAAUCCCUCAAUAUAUACCAAUUAUGUGAAUGUACACUUGUCCAUUGACAAGUUAGAUGACACAAAUUAUGCAACAUGGGCGUCCGACAUCAAACAUUGGUUGAAAAGUCAGGGGUACGUAGAUAUCCUUACUCAAAAUGUGACUACUGCUACCAUAGAUGACACUUCCUGCUGGAUGAAAAUUGAUGCCCAUCUAUGCAUUGUUAUAAAGUCCACCAUUCACUCCUCACUAAAACAAAUGUUUCGAUCAUAUGAAACAUGUUCAGAAGUAUGGGCACAAGCGAAGUUGUUAUACACAAAUGACACUCAGCGUCUUUAUGGUGUUUGUCAGGACCUAUUCAUUGUUAUUGGUCCGUGCAGUCCUGGUCCCAUGGCAGAAUAUUUGGGUAAAGUUCAUGCCCUUCUUCAUGAUUUUAAUGAGCUAUUACCUCCUGCUUCCACUCCUGCUAAAGAAUUGGAACAACGAUCAAAGUUCUUCAUGUUGUUGGCAUUAUACGAACUCUCUGAUGAUUUCUCUCAUGUCCGUGAUCACAUUUUGGGUUCUCAUGUCAUACCUAACUUUACUUCUACUUGUUCUGCACUUUUGCGUAUACUGAGCAAACUAGUCAUUGAAACAUCUCCUCAUACUGAUGAUUCCUUAGCUAUGGUUGUCCAACGUGAUGAUCGAAGUCGGUCUCGCAAGCCAGGUAAAGGACGUCCAAAAUGUGACCACUGUGGCAAAUUAGGCCACAAAAUUGAUAGAUGUUAUGCGCUUCAUGGACGUCCUCCUUGACCUGUAGCAAUGGCUAAUUCUGAUCCACCUUCCCGAUCACGUCUGCAGACCAUCCUACUUCAUCUCAUACCAUAGAAAACCCUGCAAUCUUUCACGAAUUUCUCAGAUGGUAUGAGGAUCGUCAACACUCUAGUUCCACUACAUCUGCAUCUGUUGCACGGACAGGUACACCUUUUGUUGGUCUGACUCACUUUCACUUCCUUGGACCUUGGGUCCUUGACUCAGGCGCCAUCGAUCAUAUCACUAGUAACAAGUCCUUGUUUUCUUCCUUGUCAUGUCCGGAUAAUUUACCCUCGGUAACAAUGGUUGAUGGGUCUAGAGUCUCAUCUCAUGGUGUUGGUACUGUUCAUAUUUUUUCGUCCAUAUCCAUUGAUCAUGUACUUUAUGUCCCUAAGUCUCCUUUCAAUUUAUUGUCCAUAAGUCGUCUAACUCGUGCCUUUAAUUAUGUUAUUUCAUUUACUAAAGAUUAUGUUUGGUUGUAGGACCGGAGUUCGAAACACAUGAUUGACACAGAAUGUGAGUCUCAUGGCCUAUAUCAUCUCUGUCCUUCUCCACAUGUUGGCGUAAUCAUGGAGUCAUCAUCCCUUCUUCAUGCACAGUUAGGUCAUCCUAGUCUUGCCAAACUGCAACAACUUGUUCCGAGGUUGUCAAAAUUAUCAAGUUUGUCGUGUGAGUCUUGUUAGCUAGGAAAGCAUACUCGUAGUUCCUUUCCUCGUAGUGUCUCACAACAAGCUUCAUCCCCAUUUUCAUUGGUUCAUUCUGACAUUUGAGGACCUAGUCGUGUUAAGUCCACUUUAGGUUUUCAGUAUUUUGUUACCUUUAUUGAUGACUAUUCCAGAUGUACUUGGUUGUUUUUAAUGAAGAAUUGUUCUGAGUUCUUUCUAUUUUCCAAUCAUUUUUCAAUGAAAUAAAAACACAGUUUGGGGUUUCUAUUUGAACUUUACGCAGUGAUAAUGGUCAUGAAUACCUUUCUCAACCGUUUAAACAUUUUAUGGCUUCUCAUGGCAUUCUUCACCAGACCUCAUGUGCUUAUACCCCUCAACAAAAUGGGGUGGUUGAGCGCAAGAAUAGACACCUUAUUAAAACAACUCGUACACUUCUAAUUCAUGGCCAAGUACCUUCGCGUUUUUAGGGUGAUGCACUUCUCACUGCAUGUUAUCUUAUAAACCGCAUGUCAUCUUCAGUCCUAGAUAACAAAAUCCCUCAUUCUAUCUUAUUUCCUCAAGACCCUCUACAUCCAUUGCCUCUUGGAGUUUUUGGGUUUACAUGUUUUGUUCAUGAUUUUAGUCUUGGUCUUGAUAAGUUAUCUCCUAGAUCUCACAAAUGUGUCUUCUUAGAAUUUCCACGGUCACAAAAGGGCUAUAAGUGUUUUUCCCCUUUCCUCAAUCGUGAUUUUAUCUCUGCUGAUGUUACUUUUGAUGAAUCUUCCUUUUACUUUUCAUAUAUAUCUUCUAGUUCUGGACCUCUACCUGCCACUGUUGAUAUCCUUAUUUUAUGUGAUCCUCCUCAUGAUGCUCUACCCAUUUUGCCUCCUCCUUCUUUAGACUCUCAUUCACCACAGGAUCGUCCUUCACCACCACCUCUUUAGGUUUAUAGUCGCCGCAAUCGUCUCCCUCAUGACUCACUUCCAGUGUCGCCUCCUGUGUCUCCUCCAGUUCCAGCAAAUGAGUUUGACCUGCCCAUUGCCCUUCGUAAAGGUAUACGAUCUACUCGUAACUCUUCCCCUCAUUAUACUGUUCUUAGUUACCACAGAUUAUCUUCAUCUUUGUAUACAUGUCUUUCAUCCAUUUCUUCUGUGUCAAUUCCCAAGUCUGUGGGUGAUGCCUUAACUCAGCCUGGCUGGCGUCAAGCCAUGCUGGAUGAAUUAAGUGCUUUACAAAAAAGUGGAACUUGGGAGCUUGUCCAAUUACCAUCUGGAAAGUCUGUUGUUGGUUGCAGGUGGGUGUAUGCUAUCAAGGUUGGCCUUGAUGGCACAAUUGAUUGUCUGAAGGCUCGACUGGUUGCCAAAGGCUACACACAGAUUUUUGGUUUGGAUUAUGGUGAUACUUUUUCUCCAGUGGCAAAAAUGACCUCUGUUCGCCUAUUCAUUGCCAUGACCGCUUUUCGACAAUGACCUCUUUACCAACUUGAUGUCAAAAAUGCUUUCCUUAAUGAUGAUUUGCAUGAAGAGAUUUAUAUGGAACAACCGCCUGGCUUUGUUGCUCAGGGGAGUCAUCUGGAUUGGUAUGUCGUCUUCGCAAAUCCUUAUAUGGCCUAAAACAGUCUCCUCGGGCCUGGUUUGGUAAAUUCAGCUGUGUUGUUCAACAAUUUGGUAUGUCUCGCAGUGAAUCGGAUCAUUCAG
Molecule: messenger RNA, 4114 nt
Organism: Vigna angularis (adzuki bean)
Lineage: Eukaryota; Viridiplantae; Streptophyta; Magnoliopsida; Fabales; Fabaceae
Exons: 2
Coding region: 955-1773 (272 amino acids)
Source: RefSeq, a predicted model, not a curated record